AUGACUACACUUCAUGGUAUGAUAAUAGAGGUUAUACAAUACAUAAGUUAGAAUCAAUCAAUAUUAGAUUAAGGAAUAAAUUGGUUAAUGAAAUGGUUUAAUUAGAAAUUGAAUUCAUCAGCACUCAAUCAUUAUAAGAGAUUGUUUAACUCAUUCGUCAAUAACAAAAACGUUUCUUAAGAUUUGAUUGUAUUCAAAUUAUAUCUUAAAUAUUUAAUAUCAACAACAAAAAUUAAUAGUCAAGGAUAAAUUUAUGAUAGUGUAGGCCUUGAAACAUUUUAAAUAUUUAUUUAUUACCAAUUUUUUUAAAAUUAUUAAGCCUUAUUGCGAAUCAUUUAUUCAAAUAUCGGUAAGUGGAAAAAUUCAUGA
Molecule: messenger RNA, 369 nt
Organism: Paramecium sonneborni
Lineage: Eukaryota; Ciliophora; Oligohymenophorea; Peniculida; Parameciidae
Source: the annotation of a GenBank genome assembly